Lagenorhynchus albirostris (white-beaked dolphin) is the source of this 7142-nucleotide messenger RNA. RefSeq names its product solute carrier family 15 member 3 (gene SLC15A3). Gene Ontology annotation, cellular component: lysosomal membrane. Bases 1 to 1746 code for a protein of 581 amino acids. NCBI's taxonomy places the organism in Eukaryota, Metazoa, Chordata, Mammalia, Artiodactyla, Delphinidae. The transcript is spliced from 8 exons. The record is from RefSeq and is a predicted model, not a curated record. Gene Ontology annotation, biological process: transmembrane transport. Gene Ontology annotation, molecular function: transmembrane transporter activity.
AUGUCCGGGCCGCGCACCCCAGUGGAGCCCCGGGAGUCCGGGGAGCGCCGGCCGCUGCUGGAGCGCAGGCCGCGGGAGCCCCGACGGUGGUGGCGGGCGGCGGCGGCCGCGGUGCUGCUCGUGGAGAUGCUGGAGCGCGCCGCCUUCUUCGGCGUCGCGGGCAACCUGGUGCUCUACCUGAACAGCGCCGACUUCCACUGGGCGGGCGAGCAGGCGUCCCGCGCCGCGCUGGUCUUCCUGGGCGCCUCCUACCUGCUGGCGCCCGUGGGCGGCUGGCUGGCCGACGUAUACCUGGGCCGCCACCGCGCCAUCGCGCUCAGCCUCCUGCUCUACCUGGCCGCCUCCGGCCUGCUGGCCGCCACCGCCUUCCCCGACGGCCGCAGGUCCUUCUGUGGCGAGAUGCUCUCCCUGCCGCUGGGGCCCGCCUGCCCCUCGCACGGCUGCCUGCACACCUCGCCCACCCCCUACUGCGCCCCCACCCUCUACGCGGUGUUGCUGCUGCUCGCCCUGGCCGCCAGCUCCGUCAGGAGCAACCUCACCUCUUUCGGUGCCGACCAGGUGAUGGACCUUGGCCGCCACGCCAGCCGCCGCUUCUUCAACUGGUUUUAUUGGAGCAUUAAUGUGGGUGCAGUGCUGUCGUUGCUGGUGCUGGCCUUUGUCCAACAGAACAUCAACUUCCUGCUGGGCUACAGCAUCAUCGUGGGCUGUGUGGGCCUGGCCUUCUUCAUCUUCCUCUUCGCCACCCCCAGCUUCAUUACCAAGCCCCCCACGGGCAGCCAGGUGUCCUCCAUGCUCAGACUUGCUCUCCAGAACUGCUGUCCCAGGCGGUGGCGCCGACACUCUGCCAGAGACCCUCCAGGCGCCCAGCUGCUGCCUCAUCAGAGGUCUCCCCGGGCUGGCCCUUCCCCCCAAGAGGACAUCGCCAACUUCCAGGUGCUGGUGAAGAUCUUGCCCAUCAUGGUGACCUUGGUGCCCUACUGGAUGGUAUACUUCCAGAUGCAGUCCACCUAUGUCCUGCAAGGUCUUCACCUCCAAAUCCCGGACAUCUUCCCAGACUACCCUGCCAACAGAUCCGCGGCUCUGAGGGCCCAGGGCAGUGGCUACAAGAUCCCAGAAGCCUGGCUCCUCCUGGCCAACGUCGUGGUGUUGCUGAUCCUGGUGCCUGUGAAGGACCACCUGCUCGAUCCUUUACUGCUGCGCUGCAAGCUGCUUCCCUCGGCUCUGCAGAAGAUGGCGCUGGGCAUGUUCUUUGGUUUCACCUCGGUCAUUGUGGCAGGAGUCCUGGAGAUGGAGCGUUUAGAGUACAUCAGUCACAACCAGACGGUGUCCCAGCAGAUUGGGCAGAACACAUAUUAUGCAGCACCACUGUCCAUCUGGUGGCAGACCCCUCAGUACCUGCUCAUCGGGAUCAGUGAGAUUUUUGCCAGCAUCCCAGGCCUGGAGUUUGCGUACUCAGAGGCCCCACGUUCCAUGCAGGGCGCCAUGAUGGGCAUCUUCUUCUGCCUGUCUGGGGUGGGCUCGCUGUUAGGCUCCAGCCUGGUGGCACUACUGUCACUGCCGGGGGGCUGGCUGCACUGCCCGGAGGAUUCUGGGAACAUCAACAAAUGCCGGAUGGACCUCUAUUUCUUCCUGCUGGCCGGCAUUCAGGCUGCCACAGCCUUGCUGUAUAUCGGGAUCGCUGGUCGCUAUGAGAGGGUGGCCCAGGGCCCAGCCUCCCAAAGCUGUCCCAGGAGGGACAGUGGCUGAACACGGCCCCCACUCCCCGCUUGCCUCUCCCCCACAGACAGCCGCAGGCCCAGCUGGGGUUUCCUUCUCAGUUUAUUCUGUGCCCAACAUUAGGAUGAAAUGGUUCUCAUAAAUACGGGCCAUGAGCCCUUCCUCAUGACCAUGGUCCAUGACAAGGGGCAGGGCAGAGGGGGCCUGGGUGGGAGUCCUUGCGAGGGGCCAGGCAGGGGACUCGCAUCAACAAGCACCAGAGGAUGAGCAGGAGGCUGCCCAGGCGAGAGGCCGACGGCGCCGGGCCAGGCAGGCCGGGGAGGGUCAGGAGCUGCCCCGGAUCCGCUCCAUGUAGCUGCGCAGCUCCUCGGGGUCCUUCAGCCCCAUGUCCUCACACACCCAACGGAUGUCCUCCUCGCCUGCCACCAGGAUGGACUGCACGGCAGGGGCCCCCCCGGGCUCCUCGGGCAGCUGGGCUGGGGGUGCUGGCGCAAACGUCACAAACUCUACUCGCUUCCGCCGCCCCCCCGCUUCCUUCCUGGCCAGGGUGCUCGAGGAGCUGGGGGUGCCCCCGGCAGAGGCCUGGGCCAGGGUCAGGGCCUCCCCUCCUCCCCCACUCUCGCAGGGGCAGCCCCCCUCCCCCUUGGGCAGGCCAGGGGACUGCCGAUCCAGCUGGCGGCUCAGGUCCUCCUGGUCAGUGCCCAGCCAGACCCAGUUGUGGGGCUGGGGGGCGGCAGGGGCGGCAGCACUGUCGGGGGGCUCCUUGCGCUGGUAGCGCAGCAUGAAGACUACACCGUUGACCAGGAAGAUGAGGAUGGCCAGACAGAAGAUGCCCAGCAGGGCGUACAUGCCCAGCUCUAGUUCGGUGACCCGCUGCGGGGCGGGGACCAUCUCCUCGUCUUCUUCCGCCUCCUCCCUAGCUUCUGCCUUCUCCUUCCCGGCCUCCUCUGCUGCCUGCUCAAACUUGCGCCUCACAUCCCCGCCGCCCCCCACACUGCCUGCCGCCCGCCGUUCUCCACCCACGCUGGCCUCUGGGGCAGCUGAGCUCUGAGCGGGGCUGGAUGGGAGGGCAGGGGCUGGGGUGGGAGCGGGGGACAGCCCUAGCCAGGCGGUACCAGAGGCCAGGGACACACGGUGGCGGCCCCGGCGGCAGGGCUCAGGCGGGUGCAGAGCCACAUGCAGGGGCAGCCCCUUGACGCCCGCCCCACUCACCACCACCCCGAGUUGGGCACCCCGCUCAUAGGCUGGCAGCACAGCGCCGGGCUCCUCGGCCGAGACGGACAGUCCCAGGUCACGGUGGUUGUAGAGCUCAGCGGGGGCCAGGGUGUGGUCAGAGAAGGACAGCCAUAGGGAGAGGGCCACCUCCUGUCGGGCACACAGACACAGGCAAAGACACGCCAGGGCACGCACGCAUGCACACAGAGACCACUCCCACAGAGACAGGCCACACGGAGGAGGAGAGACCAGAGAGAAAACAGACACAGGCAGAGGGACAAAACACAGGGAGAGAGGGGACAUGCGUCAAUCACCUGUCUUCCACUCAGCCCUGGGGUCUGAGUCAUCGGGAGGGUCCUCAGUUAGAGCCAUCUAAUAACCUCCCACUGCCACACUCCAGCCAGUCACUGCUUGAUCACCUCCAGCCGCAGAGAGCUCACUACCUUACAGGGAGUCAGUCCUCAUCCCGAAAACCCUAAGGUGAAGGGUGGAGGUACCUCCCAUCCCCCUGUUAUCAACCCCCAGCUGGAGAUGUUGACCUCAUCCCCCUGACCCCCCAGCUGUCACCUGCUUUGGGGCAGGAAGGGCUGACUGUGCCCAGCACGUGGCUGUGACCUCCCCGGGGUGGGCAGUGCCCCGGCUUAGGGCAAGUGAGAUGCCCAUCACUGGCUGCACCCGCAGCUCCAGCACCGAGACCUUGUCAUCCGUCACGGCCAGCACCUGCUCCCCCAGGAUGGAGUCAGACAGCGGGGAGCGCACCUGAGGGUGAGAGGGAGUUGGAAGUGUGUGGGGGGGGCCCUCGUACACAGACAGCCUCUGCCCUCUGAGAACCCAGCACCCUUACAAAGGGAUCUGGUUUGUGCUCCCAGCAUCUGCACAGGCUGCUUUCCCACCCGUAGCACCUCAAGACCUGGCUCCCACAUACCCAACCCCAGCCCUUCAUACUUUGAGGACUUCCUCCGUUACACAUUCUGACCCAAUCCCCAACCCCCCUGGGUUCAUACCUCCCCAGGUACACCCUGGGCCUUCCGACACUCUUCACACCUGACCAUUAACAUUAGGGGAGUCACCUACACCCUUUUCAGGCCGUCUGCUCACCUCGAUGGAGGUGACGCCGGGCUCCCGGCCCACCAGGACGCGGCCUCCCUCCAGCGAGGCGACACUCGGGUCCUGCACGCGGGCGUGCGGCGCCACGAGGUGGGACACGUCCAGCAGCCAGUCCGGGCCGAGCAGGUGGGUGAGGCGGCGGCCGCCGUCCAGCGGGUGGGCCGCGAAAGGGACGAGGAAGCGCACGCCGGCGCGCUGGUACUGCAGGCGGCAGCCGCGGACGCGCCGCUCGGCCUCCUCCGCCCCUGCCGCCUCGGGCUCCAGCACCCUGCGGGGAGCGGCGGCCCGGGGGCGGGGCGUCAGCGCGGGCCCCGCCCAAGGGAGGCCCCCGGCUCCUAGUGGGCGCACGUUCCCCAAGCCCCGCUCGCAGCUGCACCUUCGUGGCCAGGUCCUUCCACCCGCAGGCGCCGCGCCCCAGUCCCAUUCCUGACUGGUGCCUUUGCCUAUGCAUCGAGCCGGUCUCGCCCUCCUCUUACUGCUAAUUGGAACUCUGGUUAUGCGUGACGAGACCCUCUCUUAAGGGGGAGACCCACGGUGCUCGCUCUCUGGAGGGCCUGGGAGCUCAGAUUCCAGAGGCCUGAGGCCACCUCGUCCUUGCGCUCUGGUGGGAUCCCCUCAAUAUUUACUAAGUGCCAUCUUAGGCUUUGAGGACACAGCAGGCAACAAAAUAGACAAAAUCCCCUCCUUACAUGCUAGGGGAGGAGUGUGGAGGGUAGUCAGACCACAAACAAGAUUAAUCAGAUCACGUGGUAUGUUAGAAAGUGAUACGUACUAUAGAGAAGUAAGGCAGGGAAGGAGGAGAGGAGUGGAGGUCGGCAAUCACAAACAGCGGUCGGAAGCUGGGUGAUGAUGGGCGGGCAGGGGGAGAAGCAACCGCAGGCAAUGGGGCAGUUUUUCAGACCCCAGCUCGGGCUUAUGGCUGUGUCCCCUGCACCCUCAGUCCCAGAGCGACUUCACCAAGGCCUGCCAGCUUCCCCAGGGCUCCACCUACCCUUCCGCUGGGCCAGGUACCCUCCAGCCUCGGACCUGCUCGAGGGUGGUGUCGGUGAGUUCGAUGUGCAGGGGCAGCAGCGGGGCCCACACGGUCAGCCGCAGCGAGGCCCGCAGCCGGCGCCACCAGAAGUCCACCCGCACCCCCCGAGCACCCCGGCUCUCCUUGCCAGCCACAAACACAGUGUCACAGGCCUCGGACACCUGUGGGAGGGCAGAAGACAGGGGGUGGGCGCAGCCACCCGGGACAGGUAUGGACCGGGGGGCAUCUCUUGACCCCCAUACCAUAAGAAAGGGGUACGGUUGAAAUUUAUUCUGUAUUUUUCUGUAAUGCGUGUCCUCGGAUUAAGAUUUCCCCACGCGGCCAAGAUGCGUUCCCCUGGCAGGAACGGCCCUUCCCCGAGUUCACCUGGGGCUCAGCUGGGGGAACUGGCUAUCUGCACAGGACAAAAUCCUUCUCCCGGCAGAGGAGGGUUUGAAUCCACAACUCUGGCUCCUCAUCAGUGCUGGCCCCUGGCUUGGGUGCCGGAGCCACCAGGUACGAGUGGGUAGGCAGAGGCUGAGGGCAAGGCAGACCUAUCCGUCCGUGAACCCUCAGGUAGGAACCACUUACACAGAGGCAAAGUGCUGGUACAGGUAGCCAAAGACACCUCCACUCAGGCGGCCAGAAUCUAGGAAAUGCAGGCCCUGGGCUGCCCCUCUGAGGGGAAUUCAAAAUGGGGAAUGUUGCCCUGCCUUUUUUUUAACCUCAUGGGUCAUUAUGAGGCUCCAAUAAUAAUAGUUGUCUUUACUUUUACCAUUCGAUAAUGAUUAUAUUGUAUUAUGAUUAUGACAGCAGCCCCUGCUCUCCGCUGGAUACUGUCUUAGAGUGCUUUUAAUUCUUACAACAUCCCUAAAAUAGAUUCCCAUUUUAAAGCUUAGGAAACGGAGGCUCAGAGAGGUUGAGACUUGUCCACAAUCACACAGCUAGCUGAUAAACAAAGAUGGGUUUCAAAUGAAAACUUUCCCACCGUAAAGUACAUGCUCUUAACUCUCCCACGUCAGUUCAUUUGCCAGUGCAGUAAGAACGUGAAAGUGCCUAAGUUGGGGGUUUGGGGGUUGCACAGCUCCCACUUGACUCUGGAGAGAGUUGGUGGGACCAAAGCUGUGGUCCCCCUCAUGAGGUUACUGGUGUCAAGAAAAAGCUGUUCUCUUGGGGACCUGCGUGGGGAAGGAGGAACGCUGUGUGCGCCACGUGUACACAAACGCAUACGUGCCACUCACCUGCAGGACCUGUGUGUUGGCUGACUCGCAGCCGAUGUGCUCUGUCACCUCCACCAGAGCUCCGCCACUGUCCACGGUGACAAGGCGCACAGGGACGUGCCGCGGCACUCCAGUCAACGGCGCCGUGUUCACCAGCUCCUCAGCCUGGGGGUGCAGGAGGAGCUCAGCCCCAAGCUCUUCACCUCACUUGGCCCCCAACCUGGCUGGGAAGAGCUGGGGACCCCUUACCUUGGCCAGUGGGACGAGGGCUCUUAUGUCCCGCUCCGACACCAGGAUCUCCCACACCAUUUUGUCCUUCUCCGCUUCGGGGGCCUGGCCUGGGUACUCCAGCUGCCAUGUGACAGGGCGAGUGACUGCCACGCCCCCACUAGUGCCAUUCUCCACCAAAAAGUCCACCCACAGGAACUCGGACAGUUCAAGGGGGCUGCUGGCCAGAAGAGAGAGAAUCUGAGUGCUUGAGAGCAGCCAGGCACUGUUGUGAGCACUUCCUGUAUUCAUGAGGUAGGUCCUACGAUUAUCCCCAUUUUACAGAUGAGGAAACUGAGGUCUGGAGGUUAUGUAACUCGCCCAAGGUCACACAGCAAAAAGUGGAAGGGCUGGGAUUAAACCCAAGCAUCCUGGCUCCAGAGCCCAAGUUCUUAUCCACUCAAGAUCCAUGAAGCCACUUUACCAACCCCUAGAACGCUCGCUGGCUCUCCUGCCUUCCUGGGCCCCCCGCACUCAGGCCUCUGUCUUCCACAGCCGUUGGGGUGGCAUGAAGCAUCAAUGUCAAUGUCUACCAAGUAGGAAGAUUCACUUCCCGGUCCCAGAACUGCCACUUGACACCCUGAAUAAUAAAUUACCUCACGGAA